Messenger RNA from Pelobates fuscus (common spadefoot toad), 3643 nucleotides. RefSeq lists its product as uncharacterized. The coding region runs from base 11 to 2872 and encodes 953 amino acids. NCBI's taxonomy places the organism in Eukaryota, Metazoa, Chordata, Amphibia, Anura, Pelobatidae. The transcript has 7 exons. The record is from RefSeq and is a predicted model, not a curated record.
UUCUGAGAUAAUGAACACACAAAGAGAAUCCAGAAUAAUCCGACUGUCAGAAACAAAGACUUCUUGGGAGGAUCAAGGUAGCUUGGAAGUAGCAGCUGGAAAGCUAGAGGUUAUGGAGAAGUUCUUCACUCCUUUGCCCCACUCUGCUUCUUGUAGAUUAGCCAAAGAGGAAAGAAAAGAAAGAUCAAGCUGGAAUGGAAUGCAAGAUCCAUACAAUGUAGAAUCUUUCUCCUCUUCCUCACCUUCAUCGUCUUCAUCACAAUGGUCAUCAGAAUCAAACUUUGAGGGCCAAGCAAGAUUUUCAGGGUACCAUUCUCGUGCUCCCCAUUCCCGCUCUUGCAACGAUCUCACUGUAGGCAGAAUGAGGAAAAAUGAUUAUGAAAAGAGGGAUUUGGAUGUGAAACAAAAAGCUUCUCUAGAUUUGAAGGCACUUGAAAGAGAUAAUAAAGGCACGUCUUCUACAAGACUCAACAGAGUUGGGUCUUUGAAAAAGAAGAGUCAUUCGGAACAUGUAAAACAUUUGGAGCCUACUGAUAACCGGGUAAGAGAAGAUAAAAAAAUCUUAAAAGAUGGGGGUCGACGAGCCAAAUCUAUGGAAACUCUGGCACAAAAAGAAACAGGGAAAAAACAAGGAAAAGAGAAAACUAAGGUUAUUGAGCAGAAGAAACGGUUCUCUCGAUUCCUUGAUGAAAUAACAAUACAGGUAUUGAGUCCAUCAAACCUUAAUUCCUUGGGGGUAAAGGAAGGGAAAGCUGCUGGUGCACGAGAGCCAUGGAAGAACUCGAGCACAGACAGCUCUGGAUCCAGAGGGAAAAUAAGCCAGCAUACUGCUGCUACAGAGCAUCAAGAGUCAAGGAGGAAAGGAAAGGGAAAAGUAGAGACUUCAACUAGACCAAAGGUUGGUGUGGACACACCUAGGUCACGAAGAAGCAGGGAAAUGAGUACUAGUCCUGACUCUGCCUCAUCCACAGCCUGGAAUAGAGUUAGGGUGGACCGAAGUCCUGCCCCAUCUGCCUCAAAAUCACCACCAAGAAAAAGUAAAGUCUGCGACUCACACAGAGGUUUACAGGGCAGGGAAGUAAAGAGCAAAAGUAGAUUUGACCAGAUGGAAAGGGAGCGUAAUGAAGAUUGUGCAACUGGAAAAGUAAUAAUACAAGGAUGGGAUUCCUAUGUUGAUAAAUCCCCAAACUGUGAGUUGUCCAAUGAAAUGACUUCCCAAGCAUCAAUCAUACCCCCUCCAGAGUGGUGGCGAGACAUGGGGGAAAAUGUCACAGCGUUGCCUUCAGUGAACAAUGAUAAUGUCCCAGACAGUUCCAGAAGGACUAAGGAAAGCUUUCCUGGUAGCAAAUCGAUUUACGGACAACAAGAGAGUAAAUGUCAUCCUGAUACUCAAAAUGAGAAAUCGGAGACCGACAAGGAUUGUCUGAACAAGAAGAUCACAGAGCUCCUUGACCAUCUAGUACGGGCCCAAAGCACUAUCUGCGCCCUAGAGAAACUCAACGUAUCCUCCUUGCUUCACCAUCUUCCACCAGAUAUGUUGGAGUCUGUGAAGGCUUCGCCUCUACCACUUGAUGUUAGCAGCCAGACUGAAGGCUUGAAGGACCCCAAUACAUCAACUGGCAUCUCUGCCGAAACUCAUUUCCCAGAUACUGAAGGUGGUGAUUCAACGUAUACUACAACAAACAAUAUGGAUAAAGCAUCCGUACUACCACGGCCCACUGCUUUUACCCCAUGGAGUCCUAAAAAGCAGAAAUCUUUCCCUGCUCUUCACACAUUAUAUACUUCUACUGAGAGCGAGUGCAGCUUAGAAGAUUUCCUUCCUACAUGCAAAUUUCUCUGCCCUCGAUUCCCGAACCUGGGAGAAAGUUUUUCUGAUGAGAGAAAGGAUGGAGGAAGCUUGGAUGCUGCUGAAACCACUGCAGAAAAGAGGAUAUCUGUGUCUACAAAAUCAACUUUGCCAUUCCAGAACCUUCUUCCCACUCACCGUCUUCCACACCAUAAAAAUCACAUCAGGCCCAGUAGCUCUGAAAGCUCUGGGGAUGACCUUCAUUUUAGUUGUGCUCAGAUUCCAUCUCAGGAUGCUGCUUUGGACUACCUAUCUGCUCAAAACAUACUAGACACACUUUUAGGUUUGACCUCAUCCCCCGAACAAUUUCCUUUUACCCAUAUCAAAAACAUAGGGGCAAUAUCCAUUCCUGAUCUUCCAUCAAUUAGUCAUACUACACGAGCUGACUUCCAAUUUUCAAAGGAUUUUGACUUUCCAAAACUAAAUUCUAAACAACCAUUCCAUCCUUCAGUAAAUGAAGGCAACUUACACAGUUCUGAAAUAAGUUCUCCUAAUAGUUCGAUGAAUUCCAUGCUUCGACCUAAAGAUGAUCCAGGUCAUAGACUCCAGCAAAGUGACUAUACUGUACCCCCACUUCCAUCCAAAAGGUCCUCACUUCCAAAGGGAUUUGGAAGUAAUUUCCUAAAUCCUGCAGAGGAAACUCGGUAUUGUCCUGCAGGAAAACAAGAAGGCUCAGCUCAUCACAAAUCAGAUUGCCAUAGAUCACCAAAUUCUGUCUGUACCCAAAUACCUGGGCACGUGUCAGAUCAUCUCAAUACCCAUUGUGCACCAAGUGGUAUACGAAGUCCAGCAGCAAGUGGACCAAUUGCAAGUAGCAGGGAGAGUCAUACCUUUUCUAAAACUCACAAGUUAGAAGGAGGCUUAGAAAGGAAACCUCGGAAAGAGAGAACAGUUCACUUCCAGACACUGAACAGUGAGGGGCAAACCAGAGACGGACAGUUAACACUAAAGUCCAAGUUUAUGACUACUGUGGUUGGAAAUCAGGAAUUUGGAGAUAGUGCUUCAUUGGAUUCAACCCUACUUUGAAGAGUGUCUCAUCAGAAAUAAAUAUGGAACUUUCAAGCUGUAAUAAAAAAAAACAAAAAAAAAAACAACAACAUCCAAAGAAAACUAAGAAGAAUAAAAUUAUAACACUGAAAUCUUCAGAUUGGUAUGCCUCUAUCGCAACAUAUGAUGACAUUUGUAAUUAUACGUGCCAACUGAAGUUGAGUUCAGGGCCUAUAUAUACAUACAACUUUCUAUGGAGCAGGUUGUUCAUAAAUAUUAUGCAGAUUUUUGUGAUCAUUAUUAGAAACUUGAAUUUUACUAUAAGCAGAUUGAAAUGUAUUAAACGUUUGGAUUUUUAUUCACUCUUCUAUAUGACGAAGCAUAAAAUGUCAGCUCACCGUGGACAGUAAACCAUAAACACUAUGUGGAUUUUUGUGUCAGUGAUAUUUAGUACGUCAAAUAGAAAGGCAACAUUUGAGCAUUCCAAGGAUUUUGUUGACGUGGUAGCUGUGUUCUGUAUGCUAUAGGUUUAUUGUUAGUGUUACUAAAUUAUUUGUUGACUAAGGAGUCACAAAAUCUGAAUAUGCAUGCUAUUUUCAAAAAAAAAUUAUCUUGUUAAUUCCAAAUUAAAGGUUACAUUUACAUACACGCAUUGACCCAUAACGUCUAUAUUUACUCUAACCAUCCCUUUAAUGACAUACCUUUAGGAUCAAAAAUUAGAAAAGACAAUAUGCAAAGAAAUUUGUAUUCAUAUUGGAUAAUGUAUAACACAAUAUGUAAAAGUAACAGUAAAAUCUUAACACAACCUUA